GCUUUCAUAGUGAAUCCUACGAUAUAAUAAGGCUAUGAAUAUCUUCACUCCCAUCCGACGAAGAGCUCGGUAGUUUCCGAGUCUGUGUAAACAACCAAAUCUGAUAAUUUCACGGAAGAAUUCUUUCUCAAUAUGAGUGUAUCAAUCAUCACAAAAACCGUUCCGAAUUAUUUCUUCUGUAUUCUCCUUUCGGUUUGAUUCCAAUCUUCUGCAAUAUCUCUGGUCGCAUUACAAAGCAAAAACCAUACAGAGGCUCAAGCAGGCCACUCCACUGCUUUCCAACCCCGCAUCCUCAUAUUAUACACCAUGCCUCCCAGUAUUCUUCCAGAUGGCAUGGUACAAAAUCUACUCGAUUUCAUUCGCGAGGCAGUUCCGGUUUUCCAUGAAGCAAGCAUUGAACUGCUGACAUUGAUCUUGGAAAAUGAUCCUGCUACAUCAGAUGUAGCUAAGUCUCACAGCCGCUGGAUAUACAUCAACCUUAUGCGACAACUCUUACCAUUAGGAGAAGAAGAGAGACAAGAAUGGAUAGUUGAGCUAUUCAGCGGCAAAAAAUACACUGUGGAGUUCUUCGCAGAGACAAUGGUCGAAAGCGGUAUUUGGAUGGAAUCCGAAGACGAAAAUGGAUUCACGUUCUUCUCUAUGAAUCGACAAAAAGAAUCGAACUUUCGCAAAUGGCUCUUGCAACCAAGAAUUCAGGAGAUUUAUAAUGGUGAAGUAAUGGGAUGCCUGCAUCUAAUUGCGAAGAAAAGCAUUGAAGGAUCCGAUUAUAUAUCAAAGAAAGGUCCCAAAUCGAAAUACAAAGUCGUCACUCCAGAUUGGCAAAUGGAAUUCAUCGAAACCAAAAAACAGCUCGCACAAUCACAAUCCCUUAUUGAAAGUCUACAAGAAACGGUACAAACAGCGAAUGACAUCAUAGAUAACCAAGGCACCGUCCUCGAUAAUACGAGGCAGCAAUUGAAAGUGGCACGUACGGCUAACGCAAGAUCGGAAAAGGUGUGGAUGAAGAGAUAUAAGAAGUUCUUCAAGCGUUCAUGGAGCUAGGUGGUUUCAAGGAAUUGGGAUUGGCAUUUGUGGGGGAUGGAGUUAUGGGAAUUUCGACUAUGUGGGAAUAGGAGUUUUGUUGUAUGUUUUGGGACUUGGGGGUGAGGCUAUCUGAAUACUUGUCAUGACUACCCAUGUACAUUAAUUAAACAUGUCGAUCUGCAACAAUUCGUUUAAAGAGUAUUCUAGAUUGAUUAAAGUGUUGUGGGAGAUUUAGGGUGGUCCAGAAGUGCGAAGUAGCCUGGAGCUAAGGAGAGCUAGAGAAAAGAACUAGAGCGACCUCGAGAGCUAAAGGAUUCAUAGACUUUCUUCCGUUGAAAGACUUGUUAGGGCUUCCCUUG
Molecule: messenger RNA, 1382 nt
Organism: Botrytis porri
Lineage: Eukaryota; Fungi; Ascomycota; Leotiomycetes; Helotiales; Sclerotiniaceae
Exons: 3
Coding region: 307-1041 (244 amino acids)
Source: RefSeq, a predicted model, not a curated record